AUGCCUGAGCUGGUACUGAUAUCACCUAAAACGCUGCAGGGCAACAAGAAAUUGAGCAGCACUAAAGGUGGAAUGAGAGAUGCGCUGGUAUUAGGAGACCCUUGGGACGGGGAUGGGGAUUCUGUCCCGCCCCUUCGCGUCCUGGGCUCGGUCUCAGCCCCGCCCACAACGUCAUCGGUGGGUGCCCAGGGGAGCGAAGCCCCGCGCCGGGCCUCCGCGGGCGCGUCGCGCGUCGUUCGUAGGCGGCUUCAGCGAGCGCCUGCGCAGCGCGUCACCGGCGGGACCUUCGGGCUUCCCUGCAGCCCCGGGGACAGGCCCGUGGGAGCCUCCCCCCGGCUCGGGGUUCGCCUCGGGGCCUCGGACCCGCCCCCACUUCCCCCCCAUGGAGCCUCAGCGCCCCCCCCCGCUGCUCCCCCUGGGCCCUCGGACCCGCCCCCAGACUCCCACCUACUCCCCUCCCCCCCCAUGGGGACUUGGACCCACCCCUGCCACCACUCAAAGCCUCAAGGAAAUCCCUUGAACCUGAACGACGCGGAGGGCGGGCGCUGCCCAGCAGGGGGAGGUUGGAGGCAGGUAUCAGCCAGGGGCAGAGUUAAGGGUGCUGUUCAGCAGAACCUUGGAAAACUUGCACCUGAGGUGCUGGGAACCUGCCAGGCACAGAUCCCUGAGUGCCCACUGGGAGCUGAAGUCACUCAGCAUCUCACAGGAUCAAGCAUGAUGCAGUAAAGCAACCUAGAAGACAUUGCCCUCCGUAUGGGAAGACCCAUAGUUGGACGAUCCCACAGGCCACUGUGUGAAAUCCAUCCCGGUCAGCCAAUCUAGUCUCUUUUUUUCUUUCUGCUGUGGUGAUGGAAGGGAAGGGGUGAGAGAGAUAAAUUAGGGUUUGUAAAGUGCUCUGGGACCCUCCCAAGGAAGAUGCUGCUUGUAAAGUGCUAAGUAUUGUUUUUGUCAGCCCACCCUCAGAAGGGAAUAUUUUAUAAAAGUGAAUCUUGAUCACUAUCUGUUAGUAAUAAAUUAUAAAACACUG
Molecule: messenger RNA, 1027 nt
Organism: Dermochelys coriacea (leatherback sea turtle)
Lineage: Eukaryota; Metazoa; Chordata; Testudines; Dermochelyidae
Product: atherin-like
Exons: 3
Coding region: 1-726 (241 amino acids)
Source: RefSeq, a predicted model, not a curated record